Messenger RNA from Hevea brasiliensis (rubber tree), 902 nucleotides. Its product is annotated as probable WRKY transcription factor 75. The transcript has 2 exons. NCBI's taxonomy places the organism in Eukaryota, Viridiplantae, Streptophyta, Magnoliopsida, Malpighiales, Euphorbiaceae. Gene Ontology annotation, molecular function: DNA-binding transcription factor activity; sequence-specific DNA binding. The record is from RefSeq and is a predicted model, not a curated record. Gene Ontology annotation, biological process: regulation of DNA-templated transcription. The coding region runs from base 294 to 731 and encodes 145 amino acids.
AUGUUGCUAUAUGAGUGGAUUGCAGAUGAUAUCGUGCCGUUUACGACUCAUCUUCUUUCGCCAUACACAGUUUGUGAUGCAAAUCAGCCUCUCAAUGUAUCAAUUUUUCUCUAGAGUAACUAGCAAGUGAAAAUGGACGCCGCCUACUUUUUUCUACAACUUUCUUCUAUAAUUGCAUAAACAAAGCCGCUGCUCCUUCUGUAUCUUUUCUUUUCAAUUCAAAUGGAGAGCUAAGAUAUUUCUCCCAGCAGGGUCGUCAUUUAGAACCAUCCACUUGUUCUUCAUCAUUACAAAUGCAAAUGGCAAAUCCUGGAAUCCAAUUUGAUGAAAGUUGGAUUAAUUCACCAAAAACUGGAAUUCAUCAGGGUGGAAGCUCAAGCAGUAAAAGUGGAAAGGUUGAUGGGGAUAAUGAAAAUAAGGAGAUUACAAGGCAUAGAUAUGCAUUUCAGACAAGGAGUCAGAUUGACAUACUUGAUGAUGGUUAUCGAUGGAGGAAAUAUGGGCAGAAGACAGUUAAGAACAGUAAGUUUCCAAGAAGUUACUACAAGUGCACCCAUAAUGGAUGCAGUGUGAAGAAGCAAGUCCAACGCAAUUCUAAAGAUGAAGAGAUUGUAGUGACCACUUAUGAAGGAAUGCAUACGCAUCCAACUGAGACAUGUACUGAUAACUUUGAAGAAAUAAUCCUCAGGCAGAUGCAAACUUAUAGGCUCCUUUCUAAUACUCACGUAUGAAUUACAACUGGGGAAUAAAUUAAUAAUCUUCCACGUACAGUAGGAACAUGUAUUUUAAUUAAUUCUCUGUGGCAGGGAUGGAUGCACUGGGGAGGAUCCUGUGCCAAGAUUAAAUAUUCAUGUUAGUUUUUCCUGGUUCAGUCUGGAUUGAAAUUCAGAUACUUUUCUUCA